AUCACAAGGCAUUUGUACCUUGACAGCCCGAACACCGCCUACCCCUAAAACCGGAGGUUAAAAGAGAGCCGCUCUUAUCACCCACCGUGCCGAGCAAGAGAAGGACAUGUGACCAGAGGAAACUCAUACACAAGCGAAGCCUCCGCUGUGUAUGCAUAUUGGACACUUCGCUGUCUCCUUGAACGCCAGCAAUGAAUGACAACAACAAGGCCUGUGAUUGGUGUAAGCACAUUCACCACACCAAAGACAAUGUGGACCCCAGUGACAGUGAGAGCAAGAUUCAGUUCUGUAGCAUGAAAUGCUUAAACCAGUACAAGAUGGAUCGAUUUUACAAAGAGGCUCAGUCUAACCUGCCGAUGGAUGUUACAGACUCUCCAUCCCCUACAAUAACAAACAAUAAACUGGAGAAUGGAGUGACUCAGCUCAUCACAGCAGAAGCUUGGAAUAUCAAUCCUACAGGUAUCAUGAAAAAAGCACUUUCCCCUUUAGUUGCAGUUCCAGCUUCUUCUAUAAUGACACCGCAAACUGACCCACCAAGUGGGGUAUCACUUAAACUGGCUGCUACUGUGCUGCAACCAAUUUGUUUAGGAGAUAAUCCUAUGGUCCUACCUAUCCACUUGCAGGUGGCUGGUAGUUCAACACCACAGGUAUCUCCUAGUAGUAAUGCACCAUGGGUAAUGACUAAUCAAGGUGCGGUGCCACUGUCUGUGUUACUGGAGCAGCAUUUGAUUCAGCAUUUAAAUUCUCCAUUACUGUUGGCUUCACCUACCCCAAGUCCUGUGAACUCUGUCCAGAACCACAUUCAAGGCGCUGCUGGUUCUUGCAUUCAGUCCCAACCACUGGGCCAGAAAUCUUCAAAUCAAAUGCCAGAGUAUGACUUGCCACCACCCCUUCAGAUCCCUGGUUUUCCUACAGUUCUGCAGGACUUUUUUCCUUCACACACCAUGCCAUCAGUACCAAAUGUUCAAUUGGGCCCUGAGAAUAUGUCCACAGGUUUCUCCUCACUUCCUCAACAGAACCUUGGUGGUCUGCUUUCUCCAUUAGUUCCUCCUGCCACUCUUCUUGUUCCAUAUCCAGUGAUAGUUCCUCUUCCAGUCCCAAUACCAAUUCCCAUCCCUAUUCCUAUUCCCAUGGCCAAGGAUUCGGACCCUAACAAAUCAACAGACAUGCAGAGAAAAACUACUUUCAGUAGCAGCACCACAAACAGAGGAACCCAGACGUCAACUGAAAAAGAACAAAAAAUCUUGGAGUGCAUCCAACACCGGGGAGUACAAGAUUAUCAACACACCAAUUGUAAGUUCAAUACUGAAGCAGAGGCUCUUGAUCUUUCAAUGAAAAGAACAUCUGUAGUAAAGAAAAAUGAGUUUUUUUAUCAACAGAUUGAACAGGAUGGUGUCUUGGAUUUAUCAAUUACAACCCCCAAGAAAUUGAAAGAAAGUCAGAACAUAUCAGGUAAUACAUCUUCUAAUCUGUCAGCUAAUUUGUUGAAUGAACCUCUGUCUCAUUCUAGUGAAUCCUGGUCCAAUGCAGCGCCACUGAUAAGUGCACAAAAAGUGGAAGGAGUGUUACACGCCACGUCUAAUAGCUGCGAGUUUUCUAGCCAGCAUAAGUGGGUAGUGGAUCAAAACUACAAUAGAAUUAGGGAUGACUCACGAACUGGCAAUAAUACCGACACCUUGAGCGGCACUGAUACUGCAAAAGUCAUUGUGUCUGUAAAGGACGCUGGCCCAGCUAUUCUCUGUGGUAAAAUAAAAACUGUUGUCGGAGUAUCUACAAAAAACUUUUCUUACAAGACAGAUUUAUCGCAGGAGUCUGUUUUACAGUGUUAUGAUGUCAAAUCUCAACUUGAGCUCAGAGACGGCAAAAAAAGCAGUAAAAAUAGAGGCAUAAAAUUAAAGAAAAUGAGCUCGCAAGAUUUCCAUGUCCUCCCAAUAAAAAAACAACGAUUAGCUGCCUUUUUUGCAAGGAAGUAACAUUUGCUAUUUUACAGUACUUCAGGAAGUAAAUCCAGUAAAAAGGAAACCCAUAGAACAAACUGGAAUAUGGAUUAGGUCGGAGUAUCUGUCUUGAAAUUAAUUCCUGUGGUAAUGAAGUUUUAUGGAAUAUUUAUUAAAUAAGCUUUUGUUUGAAUCUUGCUGACAGCUUGUAUUGAAACUAAAUCAGAAUAAUUUUCAGUAUCCCUCCUCCUCACACUGGAGCUUGAGUAAAACAGCCAGUAGUUAUAAAUGCAAUUAUAAUUUCAAGGUGUAUUGUUUCAUAUCCUGAAAUAUUUCCUGUUGAACCCCUGACUCUACAGGUGCUAAAUCUCUCUUCUGCCUUGGUUUAAGUGCUUAUACAAAAGUAGAUUCACUUCAUCAUUAACCUACAAUGUUCAAGCCAAAUGCCAUGUGAUUGGGAACACCGCAGAUCAGCCCACAUUAAAAAUUAAUGAACAGUU
This is a messenger RNA of Pristis pectinata (smalltooth sawfish), 2437 nucleotides long. RefSeq names its product retinoic acid-induced protein 2. The transcript is spliced from 2 exons. NCBI's taxonomy places the organism in Eukaryota, Metazoa, Chordata, Chondrichthyes, Rhinopristiformes, Pristidae. The record is from RefSeq and is a predicted model, not a curated record. The coding region runs from base 192 to 1973 and encodes 593 amino acids. Gene Ontology annotation, biological process: animal organ development. Gene Ontology annotation, cellular component: nucleus.